Petromyzon marinus (sea lamprey) is the source of this 2407-nucleotide messenger RNA. RefSeq names its product NPR2 like, GATOR1 complex subunit (gene NPRL2). Gene Ontology annotation, molecular function: GTPase activator activity. Gene Ontology annotation, biological process: negative regulation of TORC1 signaling; positive regulation of autophagy; cellular response to amino acid starvation. NCBI's taxonomy places the organism in Eukaryota, Metazoa, Chordata, Hyperoartia, Petromyzontiformes, Petromyzontidae. Gene Ontology annotation, cellular component: vacuolar membrane; GATOR1 complex. The record is from RefSeq and is a predicted model, not a curated record.
AGGGUGAGUGUGAGAGGAUGAGAGUGAGCGUGAGAGAGGGUGAGUGAGAGAGGGUGAGUGUGUGAGUGUAAAGAGGGGUGAGCGAGGACGCGAUAAGGUGAGCUAGGUUGGUAAGGGGAGUGAGAGAGAUUUCGGCUGAGUGAAUCCCCCCGGGCAGGAGGAGGGAGGGUGGAGGCGAUGGAGCGACGCAUCGAGUGCAUCCUCUUCAGCGAGUUCCAUCCCACGGCAGGGCCCAAGAUCACGUUCCAGGUUCCAGAGGAUUACAUCUCAAAGGAGUUCUUUGAUACCAUUCAAGUUUACAUCAUCACCAAACCUGAACUACAAAAUAAACUUAUUACAGUGACGGCUCUUGGAAAGAAGGUGAUUGGCUGCCCGGUGUGCAUCGAGAACAAGAAGUAUUCUCGCAACGCGCUGCUCUUUAACAUGGCCUUGGUGUGCGAUGCGGCUGCCAAGACCUGUUCUCUGGAGCCUAUCGUUAAGAAGCUCUCCACCUACCUCAAGACAUUGGAGCAGGAGAAUGGAUUCAUCUCCAACGAAGAGAGUAAGCAGAGGCUGCCGCGCAUCAUGGCCGAGCUGUUGUCGGAGCUCAAUUCGUCCGGGAGAUGCUCCAUUCCUGUCGACGAGUCCAACACGAUCCACGUGAAGGUGGUCCCACAGCGACGUGCCCCGGCCGUGGUGCAGGAGUACGACGUCCCCGUGUUCACGGAGCCCCGCGAUGCUCGCGACUUCAGCCAGUGGGACCUCACCACCCAGCAGAUUGUGCCGUAUAUGGACGGGUUCCGGCAGGUGCGAAGGAUCGCCGACGAGGCUGAUGUGGAGCUCAACCUCGUGCGCAUUGCCGUACAAAACCUGCUGUACUAUGAUGUAGUCACCAUUGUUCCUAUAUUCCAGUAUUCCAAUGUGUACUGCCCAACGCCUGGGCUGCAGCAGCUGACCGAUGACAAGGCUCUACAGGAGGAGUGUCUCGCCUACAUCACCAAGCCAGGUCACAAGCGCGUGUCCCUGCGGGAGGCAUUCCUUCUCUACUCAGGCCUGAGUCCUGGGACCACGGUCCGUGACCUGUGCCUGCGACACUCGCCACUCAUGCAGCACGUGGACGAGAGGAAGCUGGUGCAGUUUGGAGUGAUGCGGGGCAUGAUCCGCCGCUUGCACCGCUUCCCGCUGAAGCUCACGGGGGAGGGAAGAGGAGGGGACGAGGGGAGGGAGGGGAAGGGGAACGAGGGGAGGACAGGCGAAGGGAGGGUCCGAUCCUCGCGCUGGUUCUCCGGCUGCCACAGUCAGGACCACAUCAGUUGCCACAAAGGUUUAAGCUACCGGGAAUUGGAAGACAUUAUCGACAGUGACCCAAAUAUACUGGUGUGUUGGAAAUAACAGCACACCAACAACCAUAGGCGGUCUUGUACUUACGCUGUUAACAAUUGUUUUGUUGACUGUUAAUUAUAUAUUAGAGUUGCACAUUAUUUAUUAUGGGAUAAUGUUAAUGUUUCCUUUUCAUAUGUAAUACAAGGUAUGUGUAAUAAAGAUCAUUGUGGGUUUUUUGUUUAAGUAUGACAAAGUCUUUAAAAUGUAAAAAAUAUUUUACAUGACACUGGUUCGGGCCUCGAAGGAAUUGUUGGACUUUACGUGUCGCUAAAUAAAGGAAGUUACAUCGGAAGAACCUGUCUUUUUUUAAGACAUCUGUCCAGUCUCUUUGGGCCGCUUAUAAUGUAAAUGUACAUGUUGGGCAUGUUUUAGUUGCGUUACAAAUGCUGUAUUCCGCAUGUUUUGGAAACAAUGUACAGUACCUUAUUCGGUUGAGUGACAUGCUAUAGAAUAUUUCUGCCCCAACAGACUCAAAUUGCCAGAUCAAUGUUCUUUAUUGAUUACAUUUGCAGAAUUCAGCAUUGUUUCUUUUGACAUGAACUCACUUGGACCACGGUGUUUACAGUUCAGUUUGUGUUUAUGAUAUUGCGCUUGAUUAUAUAACUAUCUUGUUUCUGAUGCCAAUAUUGUGAUCAUUUCUAAGUAAACCUUUGAAAGCCCACAUGCUGCUUGGAACCAAUCUGGCUGUUAAGUUGCAUAAAGCAUGUGUUUGUUCUUCACCUGUGUAGGAUCAUGAAGCACAUCAAUAUUUAGUCUGAUCAUAGUUCACCAUGUUGGACAAUGCGGGUUGGUUAAGUUUGAAGAUGCUCGAGAACAGUUAAGAUUUCACUCGGCACUGGCUUUAUCCAGCAAUGGCCAUAACACAUGACAUGUAUUCCUAUUUAUAUUUUAAGUGCAGUUAGUAUUAUUUCAUCCUGCCGCUGGUUGGAGACUCAUGAUUCGUUGUUGACUUGUAAAUGUGAAUGUUUAACUGAAAUGUAAAUGUCUUUCACAAUGUGUUGGACAUAUUUGCAAUCUUUAAUAAUAAAGACCGCAUACCCACGUU